Miscanthus lutarioriparius is the source of this 633-nucleotide messenger RNA. NCBI's taxonomy places the organism in Eukaryota, Viridiplantae, Streptophyta, Magnoliopsida, Poales, Poaceae. The record is from the annotation of a GenBank genome assembly.
AUGAUAAGCAUCGUGUCGACGACCGCCGACCUGAUGCAGGACUUCAAGACCGGGUACCUGACGCUGGCGUCGCCCAGGUCGAUGUUCAUCAGCCAGGUGAUCGGCACGGCGAUGGGCUGCGUCAUCGCGCCCUGCGUCUUCUGGUUCUUCUACAAGGCCUUCACCGACAUCGGCAUCAGCAGCAGCGAGUACCCGGCGCCGUACGCCAUCGUGUACCGGAACAUGGCCAUCCUCGGCGUGGACGGCUUCUCGUCGCUCCCCAAGAACUGCCUCACCCUCUGCUACAUCUUCUUCGCGGCGGCCAUCGUCGUGAACCUGAUCAGGGACCUGGUGCCGAAGAAGGUCGCCAGGUUCAUCCCGCUGCCGAUGGCCAUGGCGAUCCCGUUCUACGUCGGGUCCUACUUCGGCAUCGACAUGUUCGUCGGCACCGUGAUCCUCUUCGCGUGGCAGAUGAUCAACAGGGCCAAAGCCGACGCCUUCGGACCUGCGGUUGCGUCAGGGCUGAUCUGCGGCGAUGGCAUCUGGACCCUACCACAGUCCAUUCUUGCGCUCGCCAAGGUGAAGCCGCCGAUCCGCAUGAAGUUCCUGUCCAGGUCGGUGAACGCCCAAGUGGACGGCUUCCUCGGAAAUUAA